CUGUUUCGUUAAUUUUCGUGUACAGUAUAUGUGGAAGCAAAUGUAUAAUGUAAAUCAGAACUGCGUUUAAGAGACGCUCUUCAAAGCUUUAAACAAAAACAAUAAGUAUUGAUUGAUUACUCGUAAAUCAGACUGAUUAUUUAAUAACCGCGGAAUUAAAAAAAAUCACUUAAACAGAAAAAAAUACAGGCACGCAAGAACCUUAUUUUUAGAGGGUUAUUAUGUUACAGAACUGCAAGCACAAGGGAACUUCAGACGCUACAAGUUAAUCUUGAAAACGAAUGAAAAACACAGUAAUUAACCAUAAAAGCAACGGAUGGGGAGGAGGCGCGGAGAGGACUGAAGGCUUCAACAUGGGACAGACACGCACGGACCUCUGCCCUGUUCAGACCUAUGAAACGCACUCUCUGCAUCUUGACGGAAUGCGACUGGAAUCAUGAAUAAGUGUAAAGCGCAAUACUAAAAAAAAAGAUUCGAAGCAAGGUUACUGUGAAAAGGGAAAAGAAUUCCCUUCAGGUGAAUGAAGCUGAGAAAACGAAGUUUACUGUCAAGCGAUCGUUUUAAAAGGGCGAACGGACCGAGCGCACCCACAAGUGACACAGCGCACGGCCGAAGGUUUUACACAGCCCUGCGAUCAACAGGCCUACUUGUUAAGACUUAGUCGCAAAUAUUGAAUAACGCGUGUCUAUUGUCGCCGUUCAAUGCAUUCAAAUCCGGUGGGCUAAUGUGGGGUUGGUGGAAGACAUGUAUAAAGUUUUUUUUUGGGAACCCCGAGAAGCUUCUUCCACCGGGCGGGGAGGCGGAGAUAAGAUGCAGGCUGGGACAACGACUGAGGUUACGAGUUUACAGACUAAUGCAGGAAAACGUGCGUAUACAUACAAUACAGUACAUUCCCAAUAAUGUCAUGGUAAAAAAACCUGUCUAAAAUCUACAUGAGACAUUUUUAGAAAAUUGUAACAGAAUAAACAAUUUGCUGUUUCCAAUGACCACUGAAGUGUUACAGUUUAAAUCUGGAGGACAGCUCGUCUUUCGCCUCAGGAAGUGUUUAGAUAGUUACAGUAUGUUCUAAUUAAUAAUCCAGGUAAUAUUGGGGUGUUGUAUGAAGACAAAACACAAUUAGAGCACAUAAUACAGAUUUUUUAAAAGAGGAAAAACCCCAGAGAAACACCUGUAAAAAAAUAUUUUUAAGGCCAUUGAAAAAUAUCUAAAAAUCGACAAAUUGCUAUGGAAAACUGCAUUUCACUCAGCAGAUCUCAAGACAGGCACUUAAGGCUGUAGUCUGAACGUAUUAUUGGUAAGAUUUGAAUAGUAAAAUAAGAACAUCGAAAUCAAUAUUAGUAAAAAUAACGGAUUAAAAAAAGUUUCACUGCGCCAUUACAUGGUGUUACAGUAUCAAUAAAGUUCAAAAGGGCAAGCGAACACAUCACCUUGCAUGUAGAAAAAUAUACCAGUGCAAAUGACUAACGAGCACAAUGUAAACAAAAACAUGACCCACAAAAAAUGCAAUGCUAGAAAAAGAGGCAAAUUACUUGUAAUGAACGAUGCGACUCAUUCUCCCUUCUCUGCUGCUUCUUAUUGCUACAAAUCAUCAUCAUCAUCACCAUCCUCCUCCUCCUCCUCCACGCAUUAAGGCGUUGAUAGACUACUCGCUGCCUGAAUCAACAGCAGUUUUCCCGUUUCCGGCUCCUUCCCGAAGCGAACUUCACUUUAUUUGGUAGGAAGGGGAGCGCUCGGCCGGCGUCAGGCCGAUUCCCCUAGCAACACGCGCACGAGCGAGGGAGGCUCUCUGAUUGACAGCUGCAGUGUCCUGAGAUGGAACUGGAGAUGUAUAUCAGCGGGUCGUUUAUAUAGCAGAGGCUCCGGGGCACUUGGUGCUCAGUUCAUUAAUAACGACUUGCGGUACGCGCUGAACACGUUGAGACACCAAGGAGCAAGCGGUGUCUCCGAAGAAUACUACCAACACAGAAACGAUUAUUGGAAACCGCUUUUAACGCACACAUCUGAUUUUGUUUUCUUUCAGUUUUCCGUACAUGUUAAUUUCAGAUCUACUUGUUCAGUUUUUUUUCCAAUAACAUUCUGUGAGGAGAGCACCGGUCCUGUACAGCGGGCGAUCAUGCACUGCCAAGCCGAGUUAAGACUCUCGUCUCCCGGACAGCUCAAAGCAGCCAGGCGGCGCUACAAGACCUUCAUGAUUGACGAGAUUCUCUCCAAAGAGACUUGCGAUUACUUCGAAAAACUUUCCCUGUACUCCAUGUGCCCCUCUCUCAUUGUCAGACCCAAGCCUCUGCACUCGUGCACGGGCUCCUCGUCUCUCCGUGCCUACCCCCUGCUCUCCGUCAUCACACGCCAGCCCCCCAGCCUCCCCCACCUGCCCCAGCCCUCUCCCCAGACCCGGGUCCCGCUGCCCCUGCUCUCCCCGUCGCCGAACGGCCUCUCCGGCUCCCGCCCCGAGCCCCCCGCCAGCGAGACCCCCGUGAGCAUCAGCAGCGAGUCCGAGACGGAGCAGAGCGCCCCCCGGCUGAAGAAGCCGCGUCGCAGCCGCACCAUCUUCACCGAGCUGCAGCUCAUGGGGCUGGAGAAGAAAUUCCAGAGGCAGAAGUACUUGUCCACUCCAGACAGGCUGGACUUGGCUCAGUCCCUGGGGCUGACGCAACUGCAGGUCAAGACCUGGUACCAGAACCGCCGCAUGAAGUGGAAGAAGAUGGUGCUCAAAGGAGGCCAGGAAGCCCCCACGAAACCUAAAGGCCGCCCUAAGAAGAACUCCAUCCCCACGACGGAGGAGAUCGAGGCUGAGGAGAGACUGGCACGGCAGGCAGAGGAACAGCAGGCAGCAUCGGGCCAAACGGAGGUGCCAGCUUCCCAGCUGCAGGAUCACAGCGCAUCUGCUGCCGACACCAGCGGCCUCCCAGAGCCGGAGCCCCCGACGCGAGAGCAGGCUCCUCUGCAGCAGCAGUUAGAGAAGCCAUCGUCAAGCUAAAACAGCCAACCCCCAGUUCUGAGGAAAGACUCUAAAUCACACAAGCACUUAGUGUCUCGGAAACACUGCGGCACAACGGACACUGUGACUCGACUACUGCUCCUCACGCCUCUGUGCUCACUAAGGUUUGAUAAAGGCCAAACUGGAAAGUACAGCAAUGACUGGAGGAAGCGACUGCAGCAGAGCACUUCUGAGAAUCUUCCAGCUGUUGUAAUUAACGUCUCCCCGCACCUUAUGGAAACAGAACUCUGUUUUAGUUUCUUACAUAUGACAAACCUCUGCUGACAUCAAGUCUACAGAAUGUCCACCAAGUGCUGUAUAUUUUGCCUCUGCCAGCAGAGCCCUGUGGGUAAUUCCAUUAAGUUCCGCCUCAGAGAUCAGUGUUUUAUUGUGCAUAAAAUAGCACUGCUACUCCCUAAUCUUCAGACAAACUAUUUUUACUGGGAAAGGCCAAUUCCCAGAUCAGGUUUGUCUGGCCUGCAAAGGCUAAACUGUUGGCGUUUGUAUAUUUUCUUCACAUUAAAAAAUACAACGCUAUUCAAGAUGUAUUUAUUCAGAUGAAAAGAAAAAUUUAACUGAUAACAAUAACGAGCAAAGAAUUACUUUCCUGUAAAGUGAAUAAUGCAAAGUAUUAUAUUCAAUAUGGGAAGAUUUACAAUAUUUGAAAGUGUUUUAAUGGCUUAUAUGUACCUAGAUAUGCCUCUGGCUACAGGCUAGACUGGAAUGAUGGGUUUUGAGAUCUUCUAUGUAGAUAAAACAACGUCAAGAGAACAGAAAUUAACAUUGUACUUUAAAACGUGCCUUUGUUCAAAAUCCAAACACAAAGUGACAAUAGUGAUAUGUUUGUCCUGUUAAGGUAUUGGUUUUAAGAUUAUAUUUCUUUUGGUAAAGAUGAUUUGUAGUCUUUAAGAACAAAAGUUAGGUGAUUCCACAAAGAUCUGUCUAGUUUGUUCAAGAAUUCUACUGUUAGUGGGACAUAUUCAUUGGAAAUCAGCAACUUAGAUGUACACAUGUACACUGCUUAGUGUGCAGAAAUGAUCACGCUGUUUGAAUCAAAUGUGUCUUUCAUACCUUCCCGUUUGUAAGAGCUACAAAGGAACAAACGUGGCUUAUUUUCACGCUGAAAAGAAGAAAGAAUAAACACUGUUUUGGUGUCAGGUCAGGUAAAACACCUGAAGAAGGCUCAACAGCAGAAACGUUUUUUUCUUUCUAGCUUGUUCAUUAUCAUAUGUUCAUACUGCACUUCAGCCAAGGUUUCACAAUGCUUUCUGUAGUUUCUUAAGGUUUUAAAUGGCUCCAGUUUACUACACUGAAUAUCAUGAUAUGCCCCAGAGAGAUGUUUCUAAGGAAAACUUACUGUAAUACAGGAUGGUAAAAAAAACAUGAAAUUACCAGGAGUGUCCAACCCUGGUAUUGAAAGGCCAGAUACUCAAACCUGUCUACAAGUUUUCGUUGCAACUUAAUGGCCUAAAGCAGUUCAUCACUGACUUCCCCGAACCAUCACCUGAUCCUCCAACCCACAGUAAAACUGAACCACCUCUGAAAGACGUGUCAUACAUUUUCCAACAUUUAGACCUGUACCAUGCACGGGACAAGCAUAAACAAAUAUCAUAUAUGUAAUAAAGUGUAUGGUAAAGUAAUUGUGUAAGAUAAGUUAGGAAAAACAAACAUUAAAAUGUUAUACCAGUAACCUGAAAUAUCUAAUUUUGAUACUUAACAAGAGGCUUUUAUGGUUAAUCUUUUUGUGAUUGUUUUCAAAACUGUUUUAACAAUGAAAGCAUAAGGGUUUUAUUGCCUCAGUUAAAGCUUCUUAAGCUGUCAGAAGCUCAGAAAUAAGAAAAAUGCUCCCAGCCAGCCAUCAAGCUAUGGAAACUGCCAAACUUCUGAAGGUUAAAAAAUGAUUUCACUCCUAAGGUUGUGGCACUAGUGCUUCAACCAGAGCUGACUGACAACCUACUGUACAAACUCCCAAACAUGAAAGUGACCCGAACUGCAUGUCAGCAGCUUUUCCCAUUUGGAAUAUGUUUUCAUUUGCAAUUUUUGUUUUUUUGUAAAGAACAGAAAAAUCUAUUUUUGUCUCAUAUAAAAACGUAUAAUAUUUUUCUGAUGUAAAUAAUAAGCUUGUUGGGAAAGCUAAUGACUUAUUUUAGAAAGACAAAAAUGUUUGCUGAGAAUGUGUUAAUGUGUUCUUCAUGGUAUCACUGUAAUUUCUACUGUAUAUGCGUGACUGAGUAUUUAAAACCAUUUAAU
Lepisosteus oculatus (spotted gar) is the source of this 5227-nucleotide messenger RNA. It is a transcript of the gene barx2, whose product is annotated as BARX homeobox 2. Gene Ontology annotation, molecular function: DNA-binding transcription factor activity, RNA polymerase II-specific; DNA binding. The record is from RefSeq and is a predicted model, not a curated record. NCBI's taxonomy places the organism in Eukaryota, Metazoa, Chordata, Actinopteri, Semionotiformes, Lepisosteidae. Gene Ontology annotation, biological process: regulation of DNA-templated transcription.